Castor canadensis (American beaver) is the source of this 3253-nucleotide messenger RNA. It is a transcript of the gene Sash3, whose product is annotated as SAM and SH3 domain containing 3. The record is from RefSeq and is a predicted model, not a curated record. Gene Ontology annotation, cellular component: nucleus; cytoplasm. NCBI's taxonomy places the organism in Eukaryota, Metazoa, Chordata, Mammalia, Rodentia, Castoridae. Gene Ontology annotation, biological process: positive regulation of immunoglobulin production; positive regulation of B cell proliferation; positive regulation of adaptive immune response. Gene Ontology annotation, molecular function: protein binding.
UGGCAGAGCUUCCUGUAUGCUGCUGCCGUCGGGUGUCCAUGGCCCGCAAGCUGCCACUGCAGCAGUCAGAGUGGUAACCAGAGGCUCAGUCCAUGCUGUGCCCCCUGGACAGUGUUGGCAAGGCUGAGCAAGAGGCCUCUGCAUCUUGACACCUAAGAGAGCAGGGCCGGAGUCUCACCAGAGUGGAGAACCAUGUUGCGCCGCAAGCCCUCCAACGCCAGCGAGAAGGAGCCCACUCAGAAAAAAAAGCUCUCCCUUCAGCGCUCCAGCAGCUUCAAGGAUUUUGCCAAAUCCAAACCUAGCUCCCCCGUAGUGAGCGAGAAAGAAUUUAAUCUGGAUGAUAAUAUUCCAGAAGAUGACUCAGGUGUCCCUACCCCAGAGGAUGCUGGGAAGAGUGGCAAAAAGUUGGGAAAGAAAUGGAGGGCAGUGAUUUCCCGAACCAUGAACAGGAAGAUGGGCAAGAUGAUGGUGAAGGCCCUUUCAGAAGAGAUGGGAGACACACUGGAGGAGGGCUCAGCCUCCCCAACAUCCCCAGACUGUGGCUUGGACAGCCCUGGACCUGAGAAGAUGGCCCUAGCUUUUUCUGAGCAGGAAGAGCGUGAGUUCCCAGCGCUCAGCCGCCAAGCAUCUACAGGCAGACCUCCUGAAAAGUACCUGCCAGGCACUGACUACCCUGGGACAAAACUGAGCCUUCUCCCUGCACCAUCUCCUGCAGGCAGUGAGCUCUGCAGCCCCAGCCCAGGCUCUGGCAGCUUCAUGGAGGAGCCACCUGCCCCCCAGUACACAGGGCCUUUCUGUGGUCGAGCACGAGUCCACACUGACUUCACUCCCAGUCCCUAUGACCAUGACUCACUGAAACUGCAGAAAGGAGAUGUGAUCCAGAUCAUUGAAAAGCCGCCUGUGGGCACAUGGCUAGGCCUGCUCAAUGGCAAGCUGGGCUCUUUCAAGUUCAUCUAUGUGGAUGUGCUGCCUGAGGAGUCAGUGGGGCCUGCCCGCCCCAGCCGCCGACAGAGCAAGGGCAAGAGGCCCAAACCAAAGACUCUGCAUGAGCUACUGGAGCGCAUCGGCCUAGAGGAGCACACGUCCACCCUGCUGCUCAAUGGUUACCAGACGCUGGAGGACUUCAAAGAGCUGAGAGAAACACACCUCAAUGAGCUGAACAUCAUGGACCCACAGCACCGGGCCAAGCUGCUCACAGCUGCAGAGCUGCUGCUGGACUAUGACACUGGCAGUGAGGAAGCAGAAGAGAGCACCGAAAGCAGCCAGGAGCCGGUGCCACACACAGUGUCGGAACCCAAGGUGGACAUCCCUCGUGACUCUGGCUGCUUCGAGGGCUCAGAGAGUGGGCGCGAUGAGGCAGAGUUGGCUGGUGCUGAGGAACAGCUGCAUGGCCUCUCCCUAGCUGGAGCACCUUGACAUGGAGCUGGUGUAGGCCAAGGCUGGGCCUCAGCUGUAGAGGCCACAGGGAUGGGCCCAGCCUCCCGUUAAUGGCCCAGGCCCAGAGGACUGGUGUUGAGGCUGGCCUUGCUUCCCCAGAACAGCUUAGGGCCAAAGGCCUAUAGGCUCAGCUGGAGUGGAUGAGUGUCGUCCAGAGGCACAUCCCACCUGCCUGAUCUCCUUCCUCCACCAGCGACUGACAGCACAGCCCCUCCUGGCACCACCCUCUCCCUGGCUCUGGCCACACUAAGUGGGGCACCAAGGGACCUGCCCAUGUCCCUCGCCACAAAAGUCCCCCAAACCCUCAUCACCCCUACUCCGCUGUCGCACUGCUCCUGCAAAAGGUGCCAAGUCAGUGUUUCAGAUUAUUCUCAAAACCCUAGGGAAGCUGGCCAUUUAAAAGGACCCUGGUUGGGCUUCGGCAAUUCAGAGUUCCCUAAAAAAGGUUUGAAGAAAGUUGCAUGUGCCAUUCAUACUGUCCUUAACUUCUUAGAAGUUUGGCUGCUAAAUAACUCUGAGACUUGAACCAAAUACCUGUCCCUUUCUGGGUUUAGGACUGGCAGGGGUUAGACUGGGUGGUCACUGAAGGCCUUGCCAAGCAUGAUGUUCUGCAUCUUUAAAGGUCUGUUGUCCUGCUACCCACAGUCCAGGACACUGGUGGCACUUACUGAGAGGGCUGGAGGGGCCUUGGGCUUUCAAACGAAAUGGCUUUUCCUGCUCAUCUGUUUCAUACCUUCCCACGUGACUCAGGCCAAAUCACAACUUCUCCCAGCUUAAAACAAUGCCCAUACCUCAUAUGAUAUGUUCCCUCCUUCUGUUCCUGUCCCCCUCAAAUGAGAUUUCCCACAGCCAGAUGGCAAAGUGUCAUGCAUGACUACAAAAGACACAAUGACCCGUGGAAGCCAGAUGCAGGUAUGGGCUCAGGCAUGGCCACUUAUCUGAAUCGUCACAAGCAAAGAAAGCACUGUGCUUGACACUGGGAAGUCUACUACCCUCCCACGUUGCUUUGCUAAGGGUUUUGGCAACCCUGAACUCCAAAGGGUGGGGACGUUAUCUGUUGGUGGGGCCUCCCUUGAUCCUGGUAGCAAAUCUGUGCCUUAAAUCUCCCAGAGCAGUCCUUCCCUGGUGUGGGACAAACAGUGACCACACCAUCUAGGACUGCUUGCUUUGUGCACACGCUUCUUGACCUACCAGGAACUUUGGUAAAAGCUAGCUUUGGGGAAGGAGUUGGGUGUAAAUAUGAGGGCGUGGAGGGAGACAUCUUGGUAGCAAUAAAUAUAGGUACAACUAAAUUGCUGUCUCCAAUUCUCUUUCCUAUUGAGAAAGGGUUGGGGGGCGACAGAUGGGACUCCUUCAAAACUGGCCUCAGCAUAAUAUCCUUCCAUUGUCUUUUCAGGACUAUCUUUCCCCUCCCCAUUUAUGCACAGUGCCCUUGAUUCUGCUGACCUAAAAUCACAUCCAGCAGCUCUGCCCUUCCCUCCAGCAGCCCUUCUGAGAAGAGGGUUCAGGCUUCCAUAGCCACAGGCCUCGCUUGGGUCUGAGAGCAGAUUCAUUUUAACAAGAGCUUUGAAAACAUUCACCCCUAUAAAGAAGGGCCUCCAUGGAGGAGGAGGGCUGUCCAGGGUGCAGGAGAGGGAUAGUUAGGGUCAGCAAGCCUUUCCUCUGAAUUCCUCCUUCUGGGCUGCACCAUCUCCUGGGUGGUUGCAUGGAUUUGGAGGCUUCUGGCUUCCUUUCUGUUUCUGCAGUGUUAACUGUACUAGGGAAGACACACUGGAGUGAGAACUACCACCAGAGUGGGAACAAGGCCACUCUGCUU